This is a messenger RNA of Syngnathus acus (greater pipefish), 1504 nucleotides long. Its product is annotated as coagulation factor VII-like. The coding region runs from base 31 to 1386 and encodes 451 amino acids. The transcript has 8 exons. The record is from RefSeq and is a predicted model, not a curated record. Lineage: Eukaryota; Metazoa; Chordata; Actinopteri; Syngnathiformes; Syngnathidae. Gene Ontology annotation, cellular component: extracellular region. Gene Ontology annotation, molecular function: calcium ion binding; serine-type endopeptidase activity. Gene Ontology annotation, biological process: blood coagulation; proteolysis.
UCAGCCCCAUACAGUGCAACCGGCGUUCCCAUGGCGUCAACAGCGCGCUUGAGCGUCUUCGUAAACUUGCUCAUCGUCUUAAGCUCGCCAUCAUUGGCCUCAGUCUUCCUGGAUCCAGAUGAAGCACGCAGCGUGUUGGUGCGCAGCAAAAGGUUCAACUCAGGUUGGCUGGAGGAGCUGCAGAAGGGUGAUCUGAAGAGGGAGUGUCUGGAGGAGAAGUGCUCAUAUGAGGAAGCACGUGAGGUCUUUGAGCAUCAAGAGACCACGGACGAGUUCUGGAGGACAUACAGCAUUCCAGACAGCUGUGAAUCGGGUCCUUGCUUGAACGGGGGGACUUGUUCGGUCCUGCCGACGUCUUACAACUGCUUGUGCCCACCUCCCUUCAGUGGUCUCAACUGCGAGCUGGACGACCGUGCCAGGCCAAACUCAUGUCUGCUAGAAAACGGAGGCUGUGAGCAUUUCUGUAAUGAAGAUGAGAGGGGAGAAAGACUCAACUGCUCCUGUGCAGAUGGAUACUUGCUGCAUGCAGAUGGUCAGGGCUGCAUAGCUAAAGACUCAAUAGCGUGUGGCAUGACCCCAAUCCUUCAAGAUCCAAACAGAGCCAAUCAAGUUGACCCUCGCGCUCGGAUUGUGGGUGGAAUUGAGUGUCCCAAAGGAGAAUGUCCCUGGCAGGUGUUGCUGGUUUAUAAAGGCAAAGGUUUCUGUGGCGGAGUAAUUAUUAAACCCACGUGGAUCCUCACAGCGUCUCACUGCCUGGAAGAUGCCGAUGCCCAGUUUCUAAACGUGGUUGCAGGUGAGCACAACACCAUGGUGGAGGAGGGAACAGAGCAGAUCAUCCGAGUGACUCAAAUCCUCAUGCACGAGAGCUACGAAAAGAAAACGGCCGACAACGACAUCGCCCUACUGCGACUGGCCUCUCCCGUGGUUUACACGGCGUACGCCGUGCCGGUCUGCCUGCCCACAAAAUCCUUAGCUGAACGCGAUCUGUGGGCAAUCAGCAUUCACACGGUGAGCGGCUGGGGGCGGCGAGCCGAGAACGGGCCCACCUCGCAUCUGCUGCGCCGCCUCAGGGUGCCUCGGAUACGGACGCAACAGUGUAUCCAGGAGAGCGGUGUGCAGCUCACCGAAAACAUGUUUUGCGCCGGAUACCUUACGGGCCAGGCGGACUCGUGUAAAGGUGACAGCGGCGGGCCUCUGGUGACCCAGUAUAAGAAGACCACGUUUCUGCUGGGUAUCGUGAGCUGGGGGAAGGGUUGUGCCCGGCCGGGCCACUACGGGAUCUACGCUCGCGUCUCCAACUACCUGCCGUGGAUACACGACGGCAUGACGACGCCAAUACAGCUCACGAACGACACGCAACUUCCACUGUACAACCGAACCACUUAAGCCAGGGGUGCCAAACUAUGUUUGUCACGGGUCACAUCGUAGUCAGAGUUUCCCAUUACGAUUGACAACGUAUUCUAGAUACAGUAUAGGCUACAAAAUAAACUGAUGACUAUAAUAA